GGCUUGUAAACGUCGCGGCUGCUCUCUUGCUUGCUCUCUCGCUCGCUCGUAAACUGUGUGCGUGUGUGUGUGUAUGUGUGUGUGCGUAGCAAGGGCGCCAAGUUGUUGUUGUGUCUUUAACAUUGAACCACCUGCCAACGCAGUCAGCUAUUUACAGUGACAGCCUCCCCGCUGCCAAAAAAAAAAACCCAAAGCAAAUAAAUUACAAGAAAAAAAAAUACACAGCGAGAGUUGCAAAUAAAACAAAAACUGGCAGCAGCAUCCGGCUGAUGAUUUGCAUAUCUCAACAGCAGCAAAAAAAAUAGCAGUGAAAAGCAAGCAAAAGUUAGCAGCGGAACUGUCGGAAGUUGUGUUUAAACAACAACAACAACAAUAACAAUAAUAGUAAACAAAGCGCAGAACGGCAGCGCAGCAAAGCAGGCAACAGUUUUUUUUGUUGCACGCUAUGGAAAUGGAUGUCAAUCGUCAGACACGCCACAAUGCCAACCUGAUGACCAUAUCCGCACGCUGUUGUGCCAACAACAAUGAAGCAGCCAUAACAAUGCCUGCCACAACAUCAGCCGCUGCAGCAGCAGCAGCAACAGCAGCAACAUCUUCAUCAUCAGCUUCAAGCAGCAGCGGCGGCGGCUGUUGCGGCAUCUUGAGUCGCCUGUUCUGCGUAAGUCGCCACAAGGCAACACAAUCAGUAGCGGUGGCAGGCAGCGAUUGCAGCCAGAGCGAUUCGUUAUUUAUGCAACGCAAGCCAGCAGCAGCAGCACAGCCGGCUGCACAGCAGCGACGCCGACGCACGCCACAGGAAAUCUAUUUUGAAAGUCGCGGUAAAUCCUGCAAGAAGCUAUUGAAAUUCAAUGGUAAUUCCAAUAAGAUAUUGCUGUAUCCGGAGGAGGGCUGGGCGCGCACCGCCUCAUCCAGCUACUGGACUAUAACGCCCUGCUGGUGGCAACCGAAUCGUUGUCGCAUUGUCGAAUGCGCCGGCACGCAGCGAAGGGCGACCAAGGCUCGCAUGUUGCCCAUGGAGCAGCAGGGCUCGCUGCUGAUAGCUGGACACUUUCGCAGGCCGCCAAUAACAGCGACAGCAGGCACAGUACAAACGCCAGCGACAGCAACAGCGCCAGCAACAUCAACAGCAACAACAACAGCAGCAGCAGCAGCAACGACAACGACAGUAAAUGGCAGAGCGCAAACAAUGUCAAAAUCACAGCUGGGCUACAAUGAUGAGUUCAAGCUGUAUCUGACAUCGAACAUCUCGAUGGAGGACUACAAUAUGGGCUACUGCCUUACGGGAUUCGUUGAGCGUCGCUGCCAGCAGACAAACACCUUUCAAAUGACACACUUUGCCGUCAUCAAACGGCAAUGGCCGCAGCCGUCCAAUCGCAGCAGCUCAUAGGCGCAAACGGCGAUGAACUCACACCCAAAGGGUAUUUGUAUAUGCUAAGCUUAGUGUUUAAGUAGUGCAAAUGGGCAGCUUAAAAUUAAUUAAUUCUAGCUUAUGUGCGGCCAAGACAUUGUUGUUAAAUAAUUGUUUUUUCUAUGUGUGUGUACUAGCGCGUAAUUCGUAGUUUUUAAUCGUGCUAAAAAAAAUUCAAUGUGCUUUCAGUGUUGUCUUAAAAACUAAAAAACAAAAUUUAAAAUUUAAGCAGAGUGAAAACGAGAACGUAAAUCCCAAAACAAAUAACUGCAAAAUACGCAAGAAAAAUAAAAUACAACUACUAGUAGCUGCUAAAAGCUAAAAUGCAACUAAACCGCUUUGCUAGACCAGCACACACAAACACACACACAUACAGUUGCAACACUUGCGCAAGUUUGGGCGCUGGGGCGGCUACUUAAUGUUUAAAAAAGUGCAACAAAUUGAAACUUGUGCUUGUCGAAGCAAAUGAUUGUGUGCCAACUUGCUGAGCGUGUAUGUGUGUGUGUGUGUGUGCAGCUUAAAUGGCCAUACAGCUUCAAUAUAUGCGCAGCAGCGUAAAAAUAUUUAAAGCAUUAUAUUUUAUUUUUUAUUUAAUUAUAAACGUAGCUGCGCAUAUUAAAAAUUUAAACUAUGCACAGCUUACAACUUAGACAAUUUUUCAUAAACGCUCGCUCGCUCUCUUUCUCACACACAGCCAAUGCUCACUAUUCUAUCUCACUCAUACUCUAACUCACACUGUCUCUUUCUGACUAUUUGAGCAUAAACCGCAACGUAUAUCAACAAUUCGUCCAAUAAUUGGAGACUUGAGGCACAACAAAAUGACGUUUAAGCUUAAACGUCAACCAGGCCAAAGCUCCAAUUGCCAAAACCCUAAGUGUUAAAAAAUAAAAACGCAAACUUUAAGAACGUACACCAAAGCUAAGAUACUACUUAACAUAUAAAUAGCAUUAAGAGCUAGUUGUUAAACCCAAAUAAAAAAAUCAGAAGCGUAUUUACACAUAUAGCAGCUUAUAUGCCUAAGUAAUUAUAUAUAUAUGUAUAUGUAUAUGUGUCUGUAUGUAGGCUUGAAGUGAACUUAAAGUUUUUUGCCAAAUACUUGUAUCGAUGUAUUUAUAUAUGUAAUGUAUUCUAUUUUUUAAGUAUACAAAAAAACAAACAGCUAAAGCUCGAAAGUCCCGUCAGCAAAAAUUUUCAAUCACUAAACAGUAGCGCAUAGCUCGCUUUUAGGCGCUUUUACACGCAAGCGAUAUAUAUAUAUAGUAUAUACAAAAAAAAUUAAAAGUUUAUAUAUAAUUUGCACUCACCCACAGUCUGCAAUCCUGAAAUUGAUAUUUGAGUAUCAGGUACCUGCCAAAAAAAUAAAUAUUUAAAUAU
Messenger RNA from Drosophila busckii, 2782 nucleotides. RefSeq lists its product as uncharacterized. The record is from RefSeq and is a predicted model, not a curated record. Bases 446 to 1387 code for a protein of 313 amino acids. The transcript has 2 exons. Lineage: Eukaryota; Metazoa; Arthropoda; Insecta; Diptera; Drosophilidae.